This is a messenger RNA of Pseudoliparis swirei, 6365 nucleotides long. RefSeq names its product v-maf avian musculoaponeurotic fibrosarcoma oncogene homolog Gb (gene mafgb). Gene Ontology annotation, biological process: regulation of transcription by RNA polymerase II; regulation of epidermal cell differentiation. Gene Ontology annotation, molecular function: DNA-binding transcription factor activity, RNA polymerase II-specific; RNA polymerase II cis-regulatory region sequence-specific DNA binding. The record is from RefSeq and is a predicted model, not a curated record. The transcript has 3 exons. NCBI's taxonomy places the organism in Eukaryota, Metazoa, Chordata, Actinopteri, Perciformes, Liparidae. The coding region runs from base 251 to 772 and encodes 173 amino acids. Gene Ontology annotation, cellular component: nucleus.
GAGGACUCCCUUGUUGUGUGGCUCUAGACGGCGAGACGUUCAGAAAGCUGACGGCGGGAAGAGAAGCUGAACGUAACUUAGCACAACGGGACCGACACUCAACACCAGCGGCUUCUCCGAAGACUGUCCCUCUCCUCGGGGUGCUGAAGCGGCAGCGGCGGACACGCUGGAGCCUCCCGCUGUCGCUUCACCGGCCGACUCGUCUGUUGCUUCUUCGCAGGUCUGUUCAGAAGAGCAAGGCACUUGUGGCAUGACGACGACUAACAAAGGAGAUAAAGCCUUGAGGGUGAAGCGCGAGCCGGGGGAGAAUGGCACCACCCUCACGGACGACGAGCUGGUGACCAUGUCGGUGCGGGAGCUGAACCAGCACCUCAGGGGGCUCACCAAAGACGAGAUCCUGCAACUGAAGCAACGGCGGCGCACCCUGAAGAACCGGGGCUACGCCGCCAGCUGCCGGGUGAAGCGGGUCACCCAGAAGGAGGAGCUGGAGCUGCAGAAGACGCGGCUGCAGCACGAGGUGGACAAGCUGGCCGACGAGAACGCGUCCAUGCGCAUCGAGCUGGACGCUCUGAGGUCCAAGUACGAGGCGUUGCAGACCUUCGCCAGGACCGUGGCACGGAGCCCGGCCGUCGGGGUCGGGGUGAGGGCGGGAGGGGGAGGCGGCGGCGGCGGUAUGGCGGCGUCAGUCAUUGGGCCGUUCAUACCGGGGAAGAUGGCGACAGCCACGAGCGUGAUCACCAUAGUGAAGUCGAAAACGGACGCACGGUCUUGAGGGAGGGGAGGGCGGAGGCAGUUCAGGUGCGACGGGGGUCAUUCUUCCUCUCUGCCGGCCGCCUCUCCUCCACCCGCACCGACGUCAAACAGCGAGGCAGCGGCCGCCGCGUUCGCCUCGACGGGUUCCCCCCCCCCCCCCCCCGUCGCCCGUCUCCGAUCGGCGCAGGCGAGAGAGAGGAUGCAGGCAGAGGGAAAUGAUUGCGACUAUGAAGUCGGGAGUCCGUGGUCAUUUAGAACAGGACGGAUACACGGCGUUCCCACGGUAACUGGAAGCCUGGAGAAAUCGGAGAAUUCGAGAUUAUUUUUAUUCCAGGCCAGGAGAGGGUGGUGGGGGGGGGGGGGAAUCCCCCCCCAAAAUACCCAAUCAUGCAAUUUUGUACAGUUGCGACUCACAUCGGUCACGUGUUCAGCGUCGAGUUUCACUGCUGGUAGAUCAGGAUAUCUGUAAAGUCGAAAUAAUCCCGUCACACUAGGAUUUGAAGUCGACAUUUAAAUUCGCAAACAAAAGUAUUCUAACACGUGCGUUGCAUACGAGACAAAAAGGAAAGACGGUAUUAACGUUUUGGCGCCAAAACAAUUCACAAUUUGACCGGUUGAUUUCAGAGUCCCGUCACGCUCGACCCGAUCGCCAAGAAGCUUCUUUUUUUUCACAAAAGAACUAUAGACGAAUAUAUAUUACACGAUGGUGGUGACUGUAUUUCUACUGUUUUGUACGGUGUCGUCAUUCACACGAGGUCCAAAGUGUAUUCUCUGUGUCAACUGUUGUGUAUCAGGAAUUCUGUGAAAUUCUGUGGCGUGUUGGUUUUUUGGUAUUGCUAUAUUUAGUGAGCUGUAUUUUUUUCUACGGUCUCUUCACUUCCUAUGUCCAACUCUCUUUUUUCCCGAUUCAAACUGAUUCUCUUCAUUUCACGUAGGAUCUAACAGAAAGAGUGGGGGGGGGGUAAGGCAAUUGAUUAUUUAUCCAAAAACUAAAGAACAUAAGGGGAUAAAGUUACAGGAAGUCACUGACCCGAUAUAAGUUUUUCGGAUUUCUUUCAGGGAAAUGGCCAAUUGAGCAUUAGAGCUCCUCUCAAAAAGAAGGCGAGCGGACAUGGAGCGUGGGAGGACGGUGGCGGUUCAGUGCAGGCGUUCGCUUAAUGUGAAGCACUAACUAAUCAGGAAUCAGGUGGAGACAGCAGUUUACUGUGCGUUGUUGUGUGAGCUGUGUAGUAGCAAGAUUAAUCAUAUUGAGAACACCCAUUUGUGUGACUCGGACGCUCAUUUACCGGAAAAAAAACAAGUGUCUGCAAAAACAGCGUUGUUGUUUUUUUUGCACAGGACAUGCUUUUUUUGGUUAAUGUUCUAAUUUGGAGUAAAAGUCCACAAAUCUGUUCCACGAAAAUGACUUUGGUUUGCAUGUUUAUGAUCUUGAUGGUCGACCGACUUUAUGACACCUCUACAGCAACGUUCUGGCCUCCAAUCAAAGUCGCGUUGCUUUUAAACACAACGUGUGAUUUCCGUGUCUCUGAAUGUCCGGUCGCACAAAUGGGGCGUCGUUUCACACGAGUCGUACCACAGAAGUAGUCGUACGCGGUGUCCUAUACUCCCAAUAAUCUGUGUAUCUAUGUACGGUAGAGUGUGGAAUUUUAUAAAGACGAUUAUCUUUGCAUUGUUUGUAACGACCUGUAACAAAAGGUAUACCGACGAUCUGUUUGAUAUACAGUAUCCUCUCUAUUUUGCAAUUGUACCAAAAGUGGCUUAACUGCUGAAUAGCUGAAUAGCUUUGUGUAGCGGUCACCAUUUCGUGGAUAUGACUUUUGAUCCUUGUUUUGAUUUCAGGCCAAAGCGGGUGAUGUCACUGUGGGUACCGGCACUCUUUCUCUAAUCAUAAGAUCUUCGUCCUCGCGGCCCCCCCGUCGCUCAGCCUCGGCGCUGCGUACACGUGUGUGCGGUCGAGUGCUUAUCGGCUCGUAAUCUGCAUGCAUUUAAUUUAAUUUAACCCUCCUGUUACCUUCAAAUUUACUAACAUAUUUUACCCGUGGGGUCAAUUUGACCCCAGCAAUUAAAACCUCCAGAAAAUUAUUAGAAUUAAUAUUGUUUCCGAAGUUUAAGUGUCACUUUAUGUUUGUUUGUUGACUACCUAAAUAGCCCUUUAAAUGAAUAAAAAAGUUGAUAUUUCUUAUAUGUUUACACAGUAAAAAACAGCCCGGGGUCAAAUUUACUAAUUUAUAAGUUGUGUACAGGACAUUGAAAACAUAUCAUCAUGUGAAUUUUAGGUUUUUCCAGUUGUCCCCAAUAAAUUAGGAAAAGUCAUGAAAUAUGAAGCAAAAAAAAAAGAUGUCAAUCAUUUUUUUUAGAGACGUUAAAUAUUGAAAGGGGUCAAAUUGACCCCCAAAGGUAACAGGAGGGUUAAGUUCACUUUGGCAGACCCAUUUUCUGCUUUUGUUCCCUUCUGAACAGGUCCCUGUGGUGUUAUUUUGUUUUAGCGAUAUAAGGACCGAUGAGAGGAGGACGUGUGAUGGUUCAUGACCUCACGAGCUUCACGUUAUUGUGUAUUCAUCUGGGGAAAAGUAUCCGAGGUGUGAACCUUCAACGAUGGGGCCCCAAUCCUCCUCUUUCAAUAACUUAUUUUUGAAGUGUGUUUUUGCUCUGUGUAUAUUUUAUCAUAGUUCUGUAUAUAUAUAUAUUUUGUUGUUUUUGAAUUGUUCUGUAAGUGUCAGGGAAGUGAAAAUAAUUUAAUGUAUUUGGUGUUUUAUGAUGUGGAGAAAAAAAAUGAUUAUGCUAUUUAAUGGUUUGUCUAUCAAAGAUUUCGGUUAACUUCACAAAGUACAAUUUCCUCAAAUUGUUUUUGUUUUUUUACCUAAUGAAGACCUUGUCAUUUACCGAAAUAUCAUUUAUAUACACUACCGUUCAAAAGUUUGGGGUCACUUAGAAAUGUCUUUAUUUUUCAAAGAAAAGCACUGUUUUUUCAAUAAAGAUAACAUUAAUCAAAAAUACACACUAUACAUUGUUAAUGUGGUAAAUGACUAUUCUAGGUGGAAGUGUCUGGUUUCUAAUGAAAUAUCUCCAUAGGUGUAUAGAGGCCCAUUUCCAUCAACUAUCACUCCAGUGUUCUAAUGGUACAUUGUGUUUGCUAAUCGCCUUAGAAGACUAAUAUCUGAUUAGAAAACCUUUGUGCAAUUAUGUUAGCACAGCUGAAAACAGUUAUGCUGGUGAUAUAAGCUAUACAACUGGCCUUCCUUUGAGCUUGAAGUUUGAAGAACAAAAUUAAUACUUCAAAUAUUAAUCAUUAUUUCUAACCUUGUCAAUGUCUUGACUAUAUUUUCUAUUCAAUUUUCAAUUCAUUUGAUAAAUAAAAGUGAGUUUUCAUGGAAGACACGAAAUUGUCUGGAUGACCCCAAACUUUUGAACGGUAGUGUACAUGAUAAAAAGCAGUAGCCUCUACGUCCAUGCAGCCUUUUACCGGAACCACUUCUUUUCCACUGUGAAGUCAAAAGGUUAACUAGCCUACUGCUGUGCAGUUAUUACGAGUAGCCAGGUGUGUGUGUACAUCUGCACCCUACAUUCAUAAUAUAUAAUAUCCAACAGGCGAACAAAGGCAUUGGAAGGGAAACGGGAAGUUUGAGAUUCAAAAACACGAUUUCUCCAUUAAUCUUAACACUGGUUUGCAGGUUUAUUCUACCGUGAAAUGGUGUCACGUUUAUCACGGCAGAGGAAUACACCCCAUGGUAUCAGAGGCAUCACACCCAGUUUAUGUUUAUCUAUGUGCUCUGCAUUUUAUUUUUAAUGUGUCGGAAAGCUGUUCGAUUAUCAACUUGAUUUUGUUUAGUUGCGUCCUGUCUGUAUUUCCAUUUGCUUCUAGAAGGAUGUUUCUUUAGUGUGGUAGGAAAUGGGAAGAAGCAAAAUAUGAAGCAAAACCCCGACCUCUCCGCUGCUUGUCAAAGUGUACGUGCCGAACGUGUGUUUCCACCCGGUCUGUAUAUUUCUAGCGUAAAUGUGUCAACAUGGUAGACAUUUCCAAUUAUGCAAACUGUGAGGCAGAAUUAGAACUCCCUGCCACACUAGGAGCUGUGAGACUUUGGUGGUGGUUGUGUCAAGUUGUCUGUUUUUUAUAAUUGCAGGUAUACCUGUGUGGCGUGACAAGGUUAUAGAGCUUCUAUGCAGAGCGUUUAGCAUUUUGUUCUGGGUUAUAAACGCCAGCUCCGGUUAGUCUCUGUUUUUUUUUUAAACUGGCUUAUCUGUGCCACUUAAUAAUUGACUGUAAAGACAUAAAAAUCUAAUUUUUAUCCAUUUCUAAUUGAGAAUACUGCAAAGUAGCUGUCAUGCAAGGCCUGAAGAUAAUUACGAACGUCUUCCAGACUUUUCACACGUUGCGGUUGUCGUAUUUCUCCAGUGUGAAGAUGUGUCGGGUUGUUAUGACACAAAUGAGGUGAAAACAUUCUAGAAGUUUCUUCCUAAGACACGAUCAGCUGACCACGAGUGACCAUUAGCAACGAGGACGCAGCUCGGCGGUUUUUCACAGCAGAGUUUAUUUAUGAGCUUGAAAGACGCGUUGACCUUUCUUCCACUGCCUGUAACGAGGUCACGACCUCCUUUAUGAAAAGACAUCUCUCCUCAAACCCCGAGCAACAGCUCUUAAACCACAUCUAUAAAUAUUUUAGAGGCAGAAAGGAGUGGUGGAGACACAUCUGAUGAAAACCCUUUCGCCAUUCCACAUAUCACAUACCCCCGUUUCUUUUUUUCAAAGUGUCAGCGAGUUAACUCAGCGGGCUGCCGAGCUCUCCUUCAAAAAAAACAUUCAAUUCUUCGAGAAGAUGCAAAUCAUUAACUUCUUAUCUUUCAGCUCGGCUGAUUGGUAUGUCGUCGUUCGGUGGUUUUCCUGUGGAGUGAAUCACGCCACUGGACUCUAAAAGCCCUUUCACCUCCAAUGCCGAUCGAUGAGAGUAAAUGAACCAGAGGUUCCUUUGAUCGUUUGUUUGGUGUUUUCAUCAAUAAUGUUUGUUUUGUACGCCCUUCUGCUGCUCUCUCUCUCUCUUCGUUCCUCUUCUUAUCAGUAUCACAGCCUCUCGCAUACAAUUCUUAAGAGUUUUUGGUUUCACAUUAUCAUAUUCUCUUAUUUAUAUCAUCUUAUUGUAACAGUCUACUUCUCUACUUGUACUCAAGGUCACAUUGUUGUCGCCCAUCACACCACACGUGGGUCCACUGGUGAGUUACUCAUGGCUAUAUUUUUGUGUUCUGAAAGUAUCAGUUUAGAGCUAUAGAAAAGUAGUGAGCCCUUGUAAUGGGACAUUCUGUGUUUUGUAAUAUUUCUGUAUGAGGUGUAAUACAUUAUUCUAUGAUAGUACUUUAUAUGGGAAAAUACUUAAAAUGUGACAGUCUUUGUAAGUAUUUAUCUUCCACUAAAUUAUUGUACUUAUAUUGGGGCAAUUUGUAGAUACGUAAGUGAUGAUGAUGAUGAUGAUGAUGAUGACAAGGUAUUGGUAAUCAUGAAAUUAGCUGUUUCAUCACCGGUCUGAUGCAUCUUUUAAUUUAUUGAUGUAUAUACUGUAUGUUUGUUGAUAAACAGCUUACUUUAUUUUGUAUAUGACCAAUAAACUUGUUUUCUAAUGGAA